AUGUUCAAUAACAGGCACUGGGUAUUCAAACAAGAUUCUGCGCCAGCUUACAGAGCGAAGAGCACACAACACUGGCUGGCGGCGCGUGAAAUCGACUUCAUUCGGCACGAAGACUGGCCCUCCUCCAGUCCAGAUUUGAAUCCGUUAGAUUACAAGAUAUGGCAAUAUUUGGAGUCACUCAAGACAUCCUUGAUUAAGGCAGCCGCCGAUAUUGACAUGGACCUCGUUCGUGCUGCGAUAGACGACUAG
Molecule: messenger RNA, 249 nt
Organism: Parnassius mnemosyne (clouded apollo)
Lineage: Eukaryota; Metazoa; Arthropoda; Insecta; Lepidoptera; Papilionidae
Source: the annotation of a GenBank genome assembly